Messenger RNA from Hymenoscyphus albidus, 9188 nucleotides. The record is from the annotation of a GenBank genome assembly. Lineage: Eukaryota; Fungi; Ascomycota; Leotiomycetes; Helotiales; Helotiaceae.
AUGUCUAAUGAGCCUAUCGCAAUUGUAGGUAGUGCGUGUCGCUUCGCAGGCGAUACCAAUUCUCCCUCCAAACUAUGGGAGCUCCUCAAAGACCCAAAGGAUCUUCGUAGCGAGAUACCAAAGAGUCGAUUUAGUGCAAAGGGAUUUUACCACAAAGAUGGAUCACAUCAUGGUGCCGCCAACGUUCUACAUUCAUAUCUCGUUGACCAAGAUAUGAGGUCAUUUGAUGCCGAGUUUUUCAGUAUCAAAGCAGCGGAAGCAAAGGCGAUGGAUCCUCAACAGCGAUUUUUGAUGGAGACAGUUUACGAAGGGCUCGAAGCUGCCGGUAUGAGAAUCGGCGAUCUCCAAGGUAGCGAUACAGCCGUUUAUGUCGGUGUUAUGUGUAACGACUACGGCAGCAUGCUUCUUCGCGAUCUUCAGCAAACACCAACUUACUUAGCAACCGGAACAGCAGCAAGUAUAUUAUCAAACAGACUGUCAUACUUUUUUGACUGGCGGGGCGCUUCUGUCACAAUUGACACAGCAUGUUCGUCAAGUUUGGUCGCGAUCCACAUGGCGGUACAGGCACUUCGCUCUGGCGAUUCGCGUGGUGAGUUAAAAUAAAGAAGAUGCCCCCUGAGCUCACUUAAUGAAGACUAAGCUGACAACUAUGCCUUCCAGUGGCCCUCGCUUGCGGUUCAAAUCUAAUUCUGGGGCCGGAGCAGUACAUAAUUGAGAGCAAGCUGAACAUGCUGUCGCCAGAUGGUCUGGGACGCAUGUGGGAUCAAGAUGCCAAUGGAUAUGCUCGUGGCGAUGGUGUUGCUGCUGUCGUUCUGAAGACCUUAAGCGCUGCUAUUGCGGAUGGAGAUCACAUCGAAUGUAUUAUUCGAGAAACAGGACUGAAUCAGGUAAACGCUUGAGAAUCCAACUUCCGUAAAAUCAAUGCUAAUGAAAGUUCCAGGAUGGCGCUGGAUCCGGCCAAGGACUUACAAUGCCUAGCGCGGUAGCUCAACAUAACUUGAUUCGAAGUACUUACGCUAAAGCUGGCCUCGACCUUAGCCGAGCUUCAGAUCGCCCACAGUACUUUGAAGCUCACGGGACUGGAACUCCAGCAGGAGACCCAGUGGAAGCUGAGGCCAUCAACAAUGCAUUUUUUGCCCCAGAUGUCACGGAGAACAUAUCACAUGACCCUCUAUACGUUGGCUCUAUAAAAACGGUCCUAGGGCAUACAGAAGGAACAGCAGGUGUGGCAGCCAUUAUGAAGGCGUCGCUGGCUUUGCAGAACUCGCUUAUUCCUCCAAACAUGCUUUUUAACAAGCUGAGUGAACGCGUUCGGCAAUUUUACGGACCGUUAGAAAUCCUUAAAUCUGCUAAGCCAUGGCCUGGUAGCAGAGAUCUAGGAUCGAGUCCAGUUCGAAGAGCAAGUGUCAAUAGUUUCGGUUUCGGCGGUGCAAACGCCCAUGCAAUUCUUGAGAGUUACGAUAAUAGCACGCCAAGGACUACAGCCUCGGAGUCCACUAUUUACACCCCAUUCGUGUUUUCCGCAACCUCAGAACGAUCUCUCAAGGCCAGUCUUUCGUCAUAUUCGACAUUCCUCGAAAAUAAUACGUCACUUAACGCCCGUGACCUAGCCUUCACCCUGCGGCAGCGUCGAUCAGCUUUCGGAUACAGAGCUGCAAUCACGGCCACGUCUGUCGAUGAUCUUCGAUCCAAGGUGAAUGCUAAAUUGACUGAGAAAGAGGCCCCGAUCGGAAUCAGAGCGUUACCAGCAAGGAGUUCAAAGAAGAUUCUGGGAGUAUUCACUGGCCAGGGAGCUCAAUAUGCCCGCAUGGGUGCUGAGUUGAUUGAGAAAUCGGUGGUGGCUGGGGAGAUCAUCGACGAGUUGGAGAGGCAUCUAGCUCAAUUGCCAACAGAAGACCGUCCUGCUUGGUCUCUCAGGGGUGAGAUCCUCGCUGAUUCUUCAAAGACCCGCACCGGUGAGGCUGCCAUUUCACAGCCACUGUGUACUGCAAUCCAAAUCAUGUUGGUUGAUCUCCUUCGCUUAGCGAAUGUCAACUUGGAUAUAGUCGUUGGUCACUCAUCAGGCGAAAUUGCAGCAGCUUACGCGGCUGGCGUUUUGAGUGCUCGAGACGCCAUCCGUGUUGCUUACUACCGUGGUCUGCAUCUGAAAUCGGCUGCAAGUCCUAAUGGGGCUAGUAUUAAGGGUGUUAUGCUUGCAGUCGGAACCUCGAUGGAAGAUAUGAACGAGCUUUGCGCAGACGAGACCUUCACUGGUCGGAUAGGUAUCGCCGCUUGCAACUCUUCAUCCAGCGUCACAAUUUCGGGAGACGAGGAUGCGAUUGCUGAGCUUCAGGAAAUUCUCGAAGACGAGAAGAAAUUCAAUCGUCUUCUCAAAGUCGACAAAGCAUAUCAUUCUAACCAUAUGCUUCCAUGUUUCAGCCCCUACGUUGCGUCAUUGCAAAGGUGUGGUGUAAAGGCCCAAACACCUUCGGAAUCCUGCACUUGGGUUUCCAGCGUGUACGAAAUGCAGGUUGAUUCUUCACUGCAGCUAAGUAGCACAUACUGGGCUGAAAAUAUGACACGCCCAGUCUUAUUCUCCCAAGCACUCAGCAAGGCACUGAAAGAUGGCGCAGAGCCGGACAUCAUCCUCGAAAUUGGUCCUCACCCAGCUCUCAAAGGUCCCGCCACUACCACCAUCUCAGACGUUCUCGAGAAAGAACUUCCAUACUCCGGUAUCCUUUCUCGUGGAACCGACGCCGUUGAAGCCUCUUCUAAUGGAUUUGGAUUCUUAUGGUCAUAUCUUAGCAAUGCCUCUGUCAACAUGGACAGCUAUGAGAAGGCCAUGACAGGUCAAGAGGCCUUUAGUGUUAUCAAAGACUUGCCAACAUACCAAUGGAACCACGACCAGAAAUACUGGCAUGAGUCCCGAAUCUCUCGCAAGAUGCGUCUCCGAAAAGAUCCGGUUCACACACUUCUGGGAGAAGCCUCACCGGACAGCGCAACCCACAGCCUCAGCUGGAGAAAUCUGCUUCGCAAGAGCGAGAUGGAAUGGCUUUCGGGUCAUCAAGUUCAGAGCCAGACCAUCUUCCCAGCUGCAGGUUACAUUUCUACAGCAACGGAGGCAUCACGGUUCAUGGCCGAGGAAAAGCCAAUCAAGCUCAUUGAAAUCAAAGACUUUAUCAUCCACCAAGCCGUUGUAUUCCAGGAGGAUGAUUCAGGAGUCGAAGUGCUGAUCUCGCUAGCCGAGAUCACUAAGACGCGGCCAGAUUGUAUCAUAGCCAAGUUCACGUAUUCAGCUGCUCUUGGAGCGCAGCCGGAUGACUUAACGCUGGCUGCAAGUGGAGACAUCGAAAUAUCUCUGGGAGAGCCGUCACCAAACCUGCUUCCCGAGCGUAAGCCGACGCUUCCCCACAUGAUCGACGUCGAGCCCGAGGGAUUCUAUGGCGCUCUUGCCCAAAUUGGCUAUGAAUUCAGUGGUCGAUUCCGCUCGCUUUCUGAUCUUCGACGCCGUCAUGGCAAGGCUUCUUGCUUGAUUAAGAUGCCAGUUCCAGCCUUGGGUGAUGAAACUCUACUCGUUCAUCCUGCAGAACUCGAUGCUGCCUUCCAAUCUGUCAUACUCGCUUACAGCUAUCCCAACGAUGAGCGCAUCCGUUCUCUGCACCUCCCAACAAUCUUUCAAAACAUCAGGAUCAACCCUUCUCUUUGCGGAACCAACGGCAGGACUGAGGAUGAGUUCUUUCCGGUUGAUGCGGCCGUAUCUCCGCCAGAUGGAGGGAAGGGGAUUGUUGGUAAUGUCAACCUGUACAACAACUCAUACUCCAACAUUGCAAUUCAAGUUCAGGGAGCCAGACUGGUGCCCCUUGGAGGUGCCACUGCAAUCAAUGACAGAAGAGUCUUCAGCAAGGUCCACUGGGUCAGCAACAAACCAGUCGGUAUUGAGGCAGCUUGCGAUACUCUGGUCACCCCAACUCAUACCAAUACCGUCGCUGCUCUGGAGCGAAUUUCGACUUUCUAUCUCAGAAGGUUUGACAAAUUGGUUCCUGAAAAUGAUCCCUUAAGAACCACACGCCCAACAAGCUGUUACUUGAACUUUGCUCGUCACGUCACUAAGCUUGUGGAAAGCGGCAAGCAUCCAUACGCCACCAAGGCGUGGUUGGGGGAUACCCUCGAGGAUAUCUUGGAGAGCACCAAAGAAUUUGCUCACCUACCAGACGCUCGAAUAAUGCAUCUAGUCGGCGAGCAAAUGCCACGAGUUUUCAAGGGGGAGACCACUAUCUUGGAAGAAUUCCGAGCUACGUCUAUUCUUGAUGACUACUAUGCGCACGGCUUCGGUCUUGAGGAAUCUGCCAAAUGGCUCGGCCGAACAGUCAAGCAAAUCACUGACCGUUACCCACAUAUGAACAUGCUUGAAGUCGGUGCUGGUACUGGUGGAGCAACUAAAAGUAUCUUCAACUCAAUUGGAUCAAGCUUUCUCUCAUACACCUUCACUGAUAUCUCUGCGGCUUUCUUCGAGAAUGCUUCUUCAGUAUUCCACAUGGACAAGAUGAUCUUCAAGGUUCUCAACGCCGAGAACGAUCCUAUAGAGCAAGGUUAUAAAGAGGGUGCGUACGAUUUGGUUGUCGCGUUCUUUGUCAUACAUGCUUGCAGCAAACUUGAUGUCGCCCUUCGCAACCUUCGCAGACUCUUGAAGCCUGGUGGAAUGCUUGUUGUUGGUGAAGGAAGCCACAACAACCAGACCAGUGCAUCUAGUGGUUUUAUCUUCGGUACUCUUCCAGGUUGGUGGUAUGGAGUUGACGAGGGCCGGACAUUGUCUCCCUUGGUUACUACAGAAGAAUGGGAUGUGCUUCUCAAGAAUACUGGCUUCUCUGGCGUCGACUCAACCCCUCCGUCAGAAUUUACUGAUGUUUUCUGCACCAAUCUGUUUGUUUCUCAGGCAGUUGAUGAGACAGUGAAUUUCCUUCGAGAGCCACUUGCAGCCCCAGCUACCACUCCAAUUGAGAAACUGGUCAUUGUCGGAGGAGAGACAGAGCGCAGUAUUCAUCUUGUAAACGGUCUGAAGAUACACCUCGGACCUCUCUCCAGGUCACUCAUCUCCUACAAGACAUUGACCGAUGUCGACUACUCGAUCUUGAAUUCCAAGACAACCGUUGUCAGCUUGACGGAGCUCGAUGCACCAGUUUUCAAAGACAUCACGCCUAAGACUUUCGAUGCAGUUAAGAAGAUGUUUGAGGAAGGUAAAACUAUGCUCUGGGUCUCCAGUGGUCGACGAGACGACGAACCGUGGUCUAACAUGCCUGUUGGAUUCGGCCGUACAGCCAUGCACGAGAAUUCUGAGCUUUGCCUCCAGCACUUGGACAUUCCAGAUCCUCUUAAAGCUGACUCUUCCACCAUCGCUGAGACAGUGCUUCGCUUCCAAGCAAAGAUCCCAGACAAUGUCCUCUGGACUGAAGAGCCCGAGAUUGUUCUCGAAGAAAGCGGUAAGCAAUUGGUGCCUCGUCUUCGACCCAUUAAUGCUUUGAAUGACCGCUACAACUCUGCACGCCGACCUAUUAUUCAUGAAAUCGAUGUCAGCAAGUCGCCUGUUACCAUACAACUCGGCUAUAAUGGUUGUACAAUGAAGGAAAUUUCCAAGUAUGAAACAACUGAGCCUACGGAGACUUUGGUCGAGUUGCGAGCAACACACUCAGUUUUGUCUGCCCUCAAGACUGCUUUUGGUCAUAAGUUCCUCAUCCUUGGUGUUGACAACACUGGUGUCAAGUACAUCGCUCUCGUUGAUACAUUGGCAUCAGUCCACAAAGUUCCAGCAAAGUCCGCCGUUCGUGUCCCAGACUCUUUCAAAGAAUCGAUGCUUGCAGUUACGGGGAGUCACUUACUCGCUAUGUUCAUGCUCGACACAAUGUAUACUGGGCAAAAGCUCGCUAUUCACAAUGCCACAACCAUGUUAGCCGAUGCUAUCGCAGCCCAGGCCUCCGCGAAAGACGUUGAAGUUGUAUGGACAACAGACGUGGCAGAUGCCUCAACUCCAAGUAAGAAUAUUCUGUCUUAGCCUUCUCUUCUUGUCACAAUUAAUUCAUUCUACAUGAACGAUUUGCCCCAUUUACUCAAAGCCCUUGAUACGCUCAAAAAGAGACAAUUACUGACCGGCUUACUUUCUAGUCUCCUGGACCAAGCUCAUCCCAUAUUCAAGCUCAUUGGAGCUCAGUCAGAUCGUCGAACCUGACACCUCCUGUUUCGUUGGACUCUCUAAGCAUCACAUCCAGAGAUCCGAGAACGAGUUCACGAUUGCGUCAAGCCUUCCCCAGACUUGCCGCAAGGAGUCCCAGAAGACACUGUUUUCUUCAAUUGGCAACAAGAGCAAAUCUUCCGCUUCUGCGAUCCUUGGCCAGACGCUUUGGAGGGCACUUGACAAUGUCCUUGGGUACACGAAUCAAGAGCAGCGUGAUCUGCCAACAAGUGUUAUAUCUCUUGAAGCUGUCUCACGUGGCGAGCGUCCAACAGAGCCGAUGACGAUAAUUGACUUCACUACUGCAAGCUUGUUGCCCGUCCAAAUCACCAGAGUUGAUGACAAGCCCAUGUUCAAGGACAAUAAGUCCUAUUGGGUUGUUGGUCUCUCUGGCGCGCUCGGUGUCUCGCUCAUCGACUGGAUGGUUGACCGUGGAGCUAAGAACGUCGUUUUGACCAGCAGAAAGCCUCAAAUUGAGGCAUCUUGGCUUGCGACUCACAAGAGCAAUGGCGGUAUCAUCACCAUAUUGCCAUGGUAAGUUCAUCAUUUAACCCUUCAUCCCUCUUUUUGUUCCUUGCUGUGAGACCCGUCAUCGUACCGAUAUGAAGGCUGGAGGGCGAUUUAUGCGCUGUAAAAUUUCGAGACAUUCACUUGAAGAGUUCGGCAUAUUUGUUGUAAGCUCUCGCUAACUUCUCCCUAGCGAUGUGACCAACGAACCGGGCAUGAAAGCAGUUCAUAAAACCAUCUGCGAUACCCUCCCUCCAAUCGCCGGUUGCUUGAACGGUGCCAUGGUCUUGAACGACACUGCCAUCCGCAAUAUGUCAUUUGAGCAACUCAUGAACGUCGUCAAGCCAAAGGUCUUCGGAAGUAUCAUUCUGGACAACAUUUUCAAAACGAUCAAUCUCGACUUCUUCAUUCUCGUCUCUUCCAUCAACUGCGUCGUUGGAAACCUGGGCCAAGCAAAUUACGCUGCAGCCAACACAUUCUUGUGCUCUCUCGCAGCUCAACGCAGAAAGCGUGGUCUCAAUGGAUCGGCUGUGAAUGUUGGUGCUAUAAUCGGCGCUGGAUAUAUGGAGCGAGAGUCGAGAAGAGCCUUGGAUUUGAUCGUCCAGAAGAUCUCGCUCAUGCAUCUUUCCGAAGAAGACUGGCAUCAAAUCUUCGCAGAGGCUAUAGACGUUGGCUUCCUUGGCUCGGAACAUGGACCUGAGAUCACGACUGGUCUUUCUGACAUCCCGGCUGAUGCACCAAAUGCCCCUAAUUGGUUCAUGAACCCCAAGUUCUCAUCCUUCAUCAUCCAUCAAGAGGGAGCCAAAGAGGACAAGCACGAAGGUGCCGCGACCAUUUCAAUUUCAGACCUGCUUGAGGCUUGCCAGACUGAAAAAGAGGUUCAGAAAGUUAUCAGAGGUAAGGUUGGCCCAGCAUACUCUUCUUGUGUCAUGACUGAUAAAAAUGCAGAAUCUUUCGCCAACCAGCUCCGUACCGUAUUGCAAAUGACUAUGCCCGAUGAAGAUCUCAUGCAAAUGCGACCCAAUGAAAUCGGUCUCGACUCCCUCGUCUCUGUCGACAUCCGCUCUUGGUUUCUCAAGAGCUUUCAGGUCAGUAUCCCGGUCCUCAAGAUCAUGGGUAAUGACACCAUGGCAACGUUGGUUCAAUUUGCUGUGGAUAACGUUCCUUCUGAGCUUGUCCCUAGCCUUGAUGAUAGCGAGGAUUCAGCAAGCAGUGAUGGUAGAUCAGUCCAGGAUUCUUCUAUUGCGACAACUCCAACUCAGAGAAGUGCUUCCCCAUCGUACAAGAACAAUAGUGGCUUUGUCGACUGGGACGCGGAAUCUAGACUUCCAGCAGAUAUGCAACAGGUGAUAUCUAUCAGCGUACCGGUAAGGAUGACCUGCUUUCCUAACUUGUGUUUCCCCCAAACGGAUUAUCGAUAUCUUCGACCACUCCACACACACCCACCUCCUUAAGGUGUAAUGCAUUGCUAACUUUCCUUAUCUAGGCUCCUACAUUACCUCCCAAGGUAAUCCUAUUAACAGGUGUCAGUGGUCUGCUAGGUCACCAUCUCCUGAACUACUUCGUAAAGAAUACCCCAGCCACCAAGGUGAUCUGUGUAGCAGUCCGAAAGCUCGAAGAGCGACUUCGUACCGGUAAACUGCCUCCCCGCAGCAGCGCUAUCGAGUACUAUGAAGGGAGCCUCGACCAACCCCUCCUCGGGCUGUCAGAAACCGAGGCAGCGGCAAUAUUCGCCGAAGUUGACGUAGUAGUCCACAACGGUGCCGAUACUUCGCAUCUGAAAUACUACCGUGAUAUCAAGCCUUCCAACGUUGGGUCAACCGUUACGUUGGCACGUUUGUGCGUGCCGCGCAGAAUCCCAAUGCAUUACGUCUCAUCAGUCGGCGUCGCUCUAUUCUCGAACAUGAAGGCCUUCCCCGAAAUCUCAGUAAUGACUCCAGGAUCGACAUCUCCACCAGCGGAUGGUGCUCAUGGCUACAUGUCCUCGAAGUACGUCAACGAGCGAUUCCUCGAAGCAGUCAAUGCCAAGUACGGUCUCCGCAUCUGUAUCCAUCGACCUUCCACUAUCGUCCGCGAAGGCGAGGACGCCCAAGGAGCCAAGGCUGAGCUAGAUUGGGUAAACGCUCUGAUACACUACGCAAAGCAGAUCAAGGCCGCUCCAAAGAUGGAAUAUAAUAAGGGAGCUCUGGAUCUAGUGUACACAGAGAGUUGCUGUGUUGAUAUUGCCAAGCACGUCUUCAAUACCAACCCCAAGCCAGUCGCUUACUCCCAUCAAGUCGGCGAUGAGAUCAUCCAAUUGGGUAGUCUACAAGACAUUGGCCUGAAGACGGGAAGUGCUUUUGAGGUGCUUCCUAUGGCCGAGUGGUGUAAGAAGGCAAUCACGGCUGGUAUGCACCCGGCGGUUGCGGCUGUCAUUGAGGCGAUGGAUGAGCGUGGCCUUCCUGAAUACCCAGGGCUCUUAAAGGCAAAACAAUUUUAA